Psylliodes chrysocephalus is the source of this 8845-nucleotide messenger RNA. NCBI's taxonomy places the organism in Eukaryota, Metazoa, Arthropoda, Insecta, Coleoptera, Chrysomelidae. The record is from the annotation of a GenBank genome assembly.
UUUCAGGGCAUCUUUUUGGCGAACAUGUGAUGCGCCGCGAUGCCCACUCUGUCCGCGGCGCCUGAGCAGAGUUCCGGCGGCCGCACCGACCGGCAUAAUAGUCACACCGGCGCCAUGAGCCCCGAGCAGGAGGCGAGUCCACCACCUGCCGCCCCGGGCGCUUCACCACCUCCACCGCCACCGACGCGACUGCCCACGCCUGUCAUGUCUCAAGAGGACGUUAACACAUCUGACGUCGAGCAGUUCGCCGGUAAGAUCGUCUACAAUCCCGAUGGCUCCGCUUACAUCAUCGAGGAUUCCGAGAGUGACAGCGAGACCCACGGGCAUAACACCAACGUACCCGAAAUUGUGCCUCCACUCCAGGCUGUGUACGUUUCCAGGUUGCUCCGGCAGCCUGCCCGUCCCACGGAUCUUCCUGCGGUCCAUAGCUAUCGCGUGAUAGCGUUAAGAGACGCUAGGCCUCCCAGGCCUGCUUCUGUGCCAGUUAAACCUAUCCUCAUGUGUUUCGUUUGUAAGUUGAGCUUCGGUUUCGCACGGUCAUUUGCAAAUCACGCACAAUCCGAGCACGGUGUUAUUCUCAAAGAAAACGAACGAGAGGUAUUAGCGGCUGACUGUUCGGCCAUAUUACAAUGUGUGGGAGCUGACAAAAGGCCUAUGGUGUCGCUACUAGAACCCCUUGGACCAGCUCCGCACGAAAAUCACUCAAAUCAAAUGGUUCCUGUUCAUUGUGUACAAAGUCGAAACGAAGGUCCAUCGCCAAUAUCAGAUACGCCUCCUUCGUGUCCUACGUCUAGAAAUACUCCAGGAAAAUCACCUUCACCGCCUUUCGUUACACCACCUGCGUUUAUGACUGGUACAACGAUAGGAGUUUGUCCUGAACACCUUCAAGGUCGACCGUCUGGAGUAGAAUGCGCCCGUUGUGAAAUGAUUCUUGCGUCUGGAAGACUGGGCCCUGCUGGUUUAGCGAAUGUACACAGUAGAAACUCUUGUAAAACGCUUAAAUGUCCAAAAUGUAACUGGCAUUAUAAAUAUCAAGAAACCUUAGAAAUCCAUAUGAAAGAAAAACAUCCUGAAGCAGAGACUAGUUGUAUUUAUUGUAUAGCUGGUCAACCUCAUCCUCGACUUGCGCGAGGAGAAACAUACACCUGUGGCUACAAACCGUAUCGUUGCGAAGUUUGUAAUUAUUCAACGACAACCAAAGGAAACCUUAGUAUACACAUGCAAUCGGAUAAACAUUUAAAUAAUAUGCAAGAGCUUCAAAAUGGAGGUGGACCAAACACGGAAAGUAGGCAGUCAUCACCGAAAGCUCCACCGCUCCACCAUUCUCCAGUUAGUAGUGGCGGCCAUAAACCGAAACCCAGUUUUAGAUGCGACGUUUGUAACUACGAAACCAACGUGGCAAGAAAUUUAAGAAUACAUAUGACUUCUGAAAAGCAUACACACAAUAUGCUAGUGUUACAACAAAAUGUUAAACAUAUGCAAACUUUAUCAGCGCUUCAUCAUCAACAGCAUCCGCAACAACACAUGGAAAGUUUGUAUGGUAUAUAUCCCGGCUUAGGUGAUAAACCUGAAGCAGCAUUAGCUGAUAUGGCGUACAACCAAGCAUUACUCAUUCAAAUGAUGACCGGUGGUCAAUUACCUGGUCACGGUGUUCCAACCGAUAUGACAGCGCAUUCAGAUCUCGGGCUCAACCCAGAAACCAUGGAACCUCCUCCAGAACCCGCGGACCCUGAUCCGGAUAAGACGUUUCAAUGUUGUGUUUGUAAUAUUUUCCAAAGUGAUAACCUGGAAGAUCUAGGAAGGCAUUUAGCGUUAGAUCGGACGCGACUGCGAGAACAAGAAAUCCUUGCUGUCGUAGCCGGACACUACGUCUGUAAGUUGUGCACUUACAAAACAAAUCUAAAGGCUAACUUCCAACUCCAUUGUAAGACUGAUAAGCAUCUACAGAGACUGCAACACGUUAAUCACGUGAAAGAAGGAGGCCCGAGAAAUGAGUGGAAGCUGAAAUACGCUUCAGCACCUGGAGGAGUUCAAAUUCGUUGUAACGCUUGUGAUUAUUAUACCAACUCGGCGCAUAAGCUGCAGUUGCACGCGGCUGCGGGUCGACAUGACGCCGGAGUUGCUUUAAUGAAACAUCUUCUCGAAAGAAGUUCUACUCUAAGUCCUAAUCUAUCUAAGGUUUAUCAUUGUUCGUUAUGUGGAUUCUCAGCUACCAAUAGACUACCUCUUUUACAACACGUAAGAUCUCUUAAACAUCUCCAUAUGGAACAGUUACAUCAGCUUCAAAGGCGAGCGGAGGGGAAGGAAAAUAGUCCAGAAAUAGGUGAAGUUUUUCAUGUCGUUGCUGGUACUGUCGAACAGCUGCAAACACCUGAGCGAAGAGAUAGCAUCAAUUUGGAACUAAGUCAGAUUGAGUCGAGUAGAGAUCAAGUUAAAUCUGAACCUCGUGAAGAAAACGACGACGAGAGUGGUAAUUCGCAACACAUGUGCCCGUUCUGUGAUUAUAGUAGUGACUCUGAGAUGCGCAUUCAAGCGCAUAUUCUCGCCCAACACGGUACAAAUAAUACUUCCAUGACUGAACAACCCUCACUUCACUGCCCUCUGUGUCAGGAUGCUUUUAAAGAUAGAGUUGCGCUGGAACGCCACGUGAUGCAAAUACACUCUGUAAAUAGCGAAGGCCUGCAACGAUUACUUAUGCUUGUCGAUCAAAGUCAUUGGUUAAAUCAGACAUCUCGAACUCCAACACCGAACAAUUCGAUUAAUCAGUCGCAAACGACACCUAAUCAAAUCGUAUCACCAAACUCUGUGUCUUCCAAAGAAUCUAACAAGUUUGAGAAAACCGAUAUAGGCCAAAUUGACGUCGAUUUGCUGUCGCCCACCAGCGACGAUAACACCGAAUCAGAAUCUGAACGAUGCGGCACGUGUUUAAAAACGUUUCGAAACAUCGACGAAUUAUGUUAUCAUCAGAACGAAACCGGUCAUUUAGAAAUUAAACAAACGCCGAGCGGACCGGGCUAUUUAUGCUGGAAAAAAGGUUGCAAUCAUUUUUUUCCGACGGCCCACACGUUGCAAAUGCAUUUCAAGGAAGUACACGCAAAAAAUUCGAUCGCAAAUAUGUCCGUUUCGGAAAAACACGUUUAUAAAUACCGAUGCAAUCAGUCUCUGGCUUUCAAAACUCUCGAAAAGCUGCAAUUACAUUCGCAGUAUCACAUGAUUAGAGACGCUACUAAAUGCGUUUUAUGCGGACGCAGCUUUAGAUCACUCGUAGCUUUACAUAAACAUGUCGAGAGCGUGCAUUCCGAACUAACCGACGAAGAACUCAAUGCAUAUAAACAAAGCCUAAUGAACAAUCCUUUAUUACUGGCUGGUUUACAAGGACAAGUCUUAGAUAGCUCGACAAAUGACAUUCUAAAAAAAGAAUCAAUGCGCAGCGAUGACGAUUCCGCUGAAAUCGACGAAAGCAAAGAAUUAAACAGCAGUCAAUCAUUAGACGACAGCAAUCAAAACGACGGCGAAAAUUCAGACGACAGCAUCAUUUACAAGGACCAACAAUUCUUAGAAGAUUACCUGAAUAGCCAAGCCAUUGCCGAGGAUAGCUACAACGACCCUAACAGAAAAUACAAAUGUCAUCGGUGUAAAGUAGCUUUUACAAGACAAAGUUAUUUAACCGCUCACAAUAAAACCCUUUUACACCGAAAAGGCGAAAAACUAAGUUACCCAAUGGAGAAAUACCUGGAUCCUAACAGGCCUUACAAAUGCGACGUUUGUAAAGAAAGUUUCACACAAAAAAAUAUAUUACUCGUUCAUUAUAAUUCUGUGAGUCAUUUGCAUAAAUUGAAACGAGCUAUGCAAGAACAACAAAAUAAUAAUAACAACCCACCUGUAUCGCCAGUGAUGACGGGUACGCAACCGCAGAAUUUAACGUUAACACCGAAAAGUACCUCAUCCGAAGAAGACGAUAAGAAAAGAUACCGAUGCAAUAUUUGUAAAGUAGCAUACACACAAGGCAGUACGUUAGAUAUUCAUAUGAGGAGUGUUCUACAUCAAACUCGAGCGAGUAAAUUACAAGAUUUAGCGCUGUCCGGUCAAAUCGACCUGUCGAAACCAUUGAUAGAACAACCCGAAGCCAUGCAGUCUCCGAAACAAAAUAGCCCGGCGCCAGGUAGUGGGGACAAACAACCCUCUCCUACCCCACCGUCACCUGGGCUCUCAGGUAGUCAAGGGAUGAUGAGCUGUUCUAAAUGCGGUGCACUAUUCAGUUCGCAAGAUCAGUUGAGUGCCCAUCAGCAGCUGUACUGCAUGUUCGCAACGCCUAUGGCGAUCUUUCAGGGCGCGCCUGAACCGAACCAAGCCAAAAGUCCGCCUAUCAGUGAAUCUCAAGACGGGGGAAUCAAAUUAAAUAUACCGAAAAAAAACCGGCUCGCACAUGUAUAAACAUUUACUAGAAAGUUUCGGGUUCGAUUUAGUGAUGCAAUACAACGAAACACAUCAAAGGCGGCAGAGACAGCAGCAGCGAGAAGCGGAAGAAAAUGUCGCCGUCGCCAGCGAGGUUCAGUCGCCGCCGCCGCCGCCUCCAGUCCAAACCGACGUUGAAGAAGAGACGGCACCACCCGCUGACUGUGGCGAUCCCAAGGCCGAGGAGGACAUCGAAAACAUCUUACCCGAAUUCAAAACCGAAUACGAAAAGAAAACGGUGGUAGUGACUGCAGCGACCUCCUCGACCCUCAACUCCAUGCCGAGAGUGUCCACGCCCGGUGCAACUCCACCCAGCUCCACGGCGGCGGUCACGUCGAGUCCUAUCGAAAAUUCCACUCCGGAGAAGGCGGACGAAUCGAAAGAAGCUUUGCACGCCAAACUAAAUCUGCAUACUCCUCCAGAGGCUACUUCCACGGCUCCCUCAACUCCCACGUCGUCGACGACGCCGGCUAGUAGCACCGAUUCGUUGCCGGCGAACAUUCAAGCUAUGAUAGCUCAGAGUAUGGCUCAAAAUCCAGUGGCUUUGGCACAGCAAAUGUCAGAUAUGCAAGCGGCGCUAAAUGUCAUGCAACUUCAACAAUUAAAUUUCAAUCCUAUGAUGCAGAUGAUGGGUAUGGGAUUGCCGCUGGGAUUAAAUGCGCUGGCUGCUAUGAAUCUACAGCCGCCGUUAGUGCCGAUGAUGAUGCCGCCCCCGCCUUUCGAUCCCAUGUCUCAAUACGGAUCGCAAGACCAGCAGAUGAUGGCUAAACAACAAGCUAUGAUGCAGCAACAAGCAGUCGUCAGCGCUGCUGCUAACCAGAAACGUGCCAGAACUCGAAUUACCGACGACCAAUUGAAAAUUUUACGUGCUCAUUUCGAUAUCAAUAACUCGCCGUCGGAAGAUCAGAUACACGAGAUGGCAUCUCAGAGCGGAUUGCCUCCUAAAGUCAUAAAGCAUUGGUUCAGAAAUACGCUAUUCAAAGAGAGACAACGCAAUAAAGAUAGUCCGUACAAUUUUAAUAAUCCUCCAUCCACUACGCUUAAUUUAGAAGAAUACGAAAAAACCGGUGAAACGAAAGUCAUGCCAUUAAAUAGCUCUGGUAGUAGCGCUGAAGAAAAUAAAUUAAAAGAAUCACCCAAAGUCGCCCAACAAGAAAUCAAAAGUGAAUUAAAAGAAGAAUGCGUCGAUGACUAUUCAAAAUUAUGCGAAGAAAAAGCGCAAGAACCGGUUGAUGAAAAACCUAAUAUCUUUAAUUUACCAGUAAAUUUACAACAAGUACAAAGCCCUGCUAAUUCUGUCGCUAGUUCUGACAAUCAAAGCGUCUCUCAACCCAGUACGCCAAACAAUCUAACUCUAACAUCAAUAAUUGCAUCACAACUAGGUGAUACUCUAACAACCAGUACUCCAACAAUGAACAUGGCUAACCUAUCAUCUCAUCACGGUUUAACCAGUCCAAUGUUACCUCCUCCUAAAAUAAAUCAACAGAAUUUCCCAAACCCAAACAACCUUCAGGGUAUGCUACCCCUUACUCCCAACCGUUGCCUAAGUCCCAACAGAGACUACAGCAAUCCCGGAAGUCAAGGCUCUGGAGGUUCAACUGGUAAAAGGGCGAACCGUACUAGAUUCACAGACUACCAAAUCAAGGUACUACAAGAAUUCUUCGAAAACAACGCUUACCCAAAAGACGACGAUCUCGAAUACCUCUCGAAAUUACUGAAUCUCAGUCCUAGAGUUAUUGUUGUUUGGUUUCAAAACGCUCGACAGAAAGCUCGCAAAGUAUACGAAAACCAACCCGCAGUAGAACCCGCCCCGGGUAUCGAUGAAAGUGGUGCGAACCGAUUUCAAAGAACGCCAGGUCUGAAUUAUCAAUGCAAGAAAUGUUUGCUGGUAUUCCAAAGAUAUUACGAACUGAUCCGACAUCAAAAAACUCACUGUUUCAAAGAAGAAGACGCGAAACGUUCAGCGCAAGCUCAAGCCGCCGCUGCACAAAUCGCUGCAGUUUUAAGUUCUGAAGAUUCCAACUCAAGUACAACUGUUGAACAAUCUUUACAAUGUCAGCAAUCUCAACAAUGUCAACAAUCUCAACAACAUCAAAUGCCUCCUACUCUACCUCAACCAAAUCUCACGCAAAGUCCUAACCAUCCUACAGCACCUACAACUCCUACUCCCAGCCAAGGAAAUUAUCCCCCAACAUCACCAUCUCCUUCGUCUGAAUCCAAAGAAAGCACUUUUCAAUGUGACAAAUGCAAUCUAGUCUUUCCCAGAUUUGAACUCUGGAGAGAACAUCAACUUGUUCAUUUAAUGAACCCAAAUCUUUUUCCAUCCUACCCUCCCGACUCCCCUUUUGGUAUCCUACAGCAACACGCUCAAUUGCAACAAUUAAACGCUAAUUUGGGGGAUCCAAACAAACAACCUAAUAGUAUUGGAAAUAUUUCACAACAAAACUUACAACAUCCUCUUAUAAAUAUGCUGAACAACGUAGCGGGUCAAAAACGAAAAGUUGAUGACUUUGAUGCCGAAAGUGAUACUUCAGAUCAACCCAAAGAUAAGAGACUUAGAACAACUAUUUUGCCAGAACAAUUAGAUUAUUUAUAUCAGAAAUACCAGGUGGAAAGUAAUCCUUCUAGGAAGAUGUUGGAAAAUAUUGCUAGAGAAGUAGGUUUAAAAAAAAGAGUAGUCCAAGUGUGGUUUCAGAACACCAGAGCUAGAGAAAGAAAAGGUCAAUUUCGCGCCCAUGCUCAAGUAAUUAAUAAAAGAUGUCCGUUCUGCCCAGCUUUGUUUAAAGUAAAAUCAGCACUCGAAUCUCAUUUAACUACCAAACAUGCCGACCAGUGCGCUAGAGGCGAAAUUAACAUCGACGCCCUACCCGAUGAAGAAGUCAGUCUUGAAUCAGCACCAAGUUUGAGCUCCGGUAGCGAAAACAAGAAUCCGACUCAAAAUUCAAACAUGGUUCCACCACUAUUCCCUUCACUUCACCCAGAAAUGGAAAACUCCAUAAAAAAAUACUACGAAGAAAGUAUGAAAAGAUACAUCAAUGAAUUGCAAGCCCAUGCAGCAGCUUCCAAUGGUGAUAAAAGCGAAAUAAAAUCAGAAAAACCGGAAGGCGGCGAAAUCCCUUUAGAUCUGUCGAAACCAGUUGAUCUAUCAAGACCAAUGAAAGUAUCCAUGGAACACGAACGAAGCGUUUGUGAUCCCGGUCCACUAACUGAUCUCAGCGAACGUUCGUUAUGCGAUGAACGAAGCGAUUCAAUGUCUGAAACAACCGAGUAUUACGAUGAUGAAAGUAAUCCAACCUCACCAGCCAGCAGUACGCAAAGCAACAAUCAGAAGCUGAAUAACAGUGGGAAUUCUCAAGGAGGCAAUAAACGCUACAGAACACAAAUGUCGUCAACCCAAGUAAAAAUCAUGAAAAUCCUUUUCCACGAUUACAAAACCCCUACAAUGGCUGAAUGCGAAAGUUUGGGUAGAGAAAUCGGUUUACCAAAACGAGUUGUACAAGUCUGGUUCCAGAACGCCAGAGCCAAAGAAAAGAAAGGAAAAGUAGCAUUACAAAAAGCUUUAGGACAACCGGAAAGCGACGCCAACUCCAUGCCCGACGACUGCAAAUACUGCAACUUCAAAUAUUCACACAAAUAUUCGAUUCAAGACCACAUCUUCACCAAAUCUCACAUAGCCAACGUGAGAAUGCAUCUGGAGAAUCUGCAUAAAGACGCCGCCGUUCCUGAGGGAGAGUUCACAGUGCCAUCGUUACCUGGAGCUUCGGGGGCCAUCACAGCCGACUCCACCACCAAUCCGCAACAGAACGUCAACAACAACAGUCACUACCAACUGCUGCAGAUGUCCGGUGUUCAAAUGGGGACCGUGGCCGCCAAAACCGAGCAGGAGGAGAGUCCGGAGAACCUGUUCCAACAGUUCUACGCCUUGGGGAACAAUGCCAACUAUGGGGUGCAGAAUCAGUAUGUCCACCAUGCGAUGUUUGGCGCCAAUGCGUGUUUCUUUGUUAUUGUUUGUUGGAUUCAAACGUAUUGUUUGUUGGAUUCAAACGGGAAAAACGGAAAAUCGACAUUUCGUUUAACGUUUUCGUUUAACGUUUCGUUUAACGUUUCGUUAAACGUUUCGUUUAACGUUUCGUUUAACGUUUCGUUUAACGUUUCGUUUAACGUUUCGUUUAACGUUUCGUUUAACGUUUCGUUUAACGUUUCGUUUAACGUUUCGUUUAACGUUUCGUUUAACGUUUCGUUUAACGUUUCGUUUAACGUUUCGUUUAACGUUUCGUUUAACGUUUCGUUUAACGUUUCGUUUAACGUUUCGUUUAACGUUUCGUUUAACGUUUCGUUUAACGUUUCGUUUAACGUUUCGUUUAACGUUUCGUUUAACGUUUUUAUUUAA